AUGGACAGGGAGAGGGGAAGAGAAGUAGGAGAAGGAAGCUCAAUGUCGUCGAGGGAACAACGAAACCUCAGAGAGCAAGAGCGACGAAUGCGCAUGAAACAUCUCUUCAAUAUACUCUCUUCUCAUGUUUCUCCCACUCAUAGGUUACCGGUGCCUCAACUUAUAGAACAAGCGACAUCAUACAUGAUCCAAUUGAAAGAGAAGGUAAAUUAUCUAAAGGAGAAGAAAAUGACUUUGUUAGGAGAAAUGGGGAAACACUCUGAGGGGUUGUCGUCGUCACUUCUGCCGAAACUCAGUAUUUAUUCGCGGGAUUCAACCAUACAAAUGAACCUGCUUAUCGAUCUGAACAUGAAAAGAGUGAUGCUACACCAGCUUUUAAGUGUUUUUGAAGAAGAAGGAGCUCAAGUUAUGAAUGCUAAUACUCAGAAAUUGAAUGAUAGGAUGAUCAUUUAUACAAUCAUAGCCCAGGCUAUCAUAUCUCGCCUCGGCAUUGAUCCAUCAAGGAUAGAAGAGAGAGUUAGGGAUAUCAUCUUCUGAUACAAAUUUUGAAGCAUUAUUAUAUCCAUUAAUCAUUAGUCAAUGCCAAUGCUAGUGUUUUAUGCAAUACUUUUAGGGUGAUUUUACAAAGGUACAAGUUUUCUAAACAUAAGAUGAGUAUAUUUAUUGUUGUUUUUGAGUGUGACAAAAUAAUUGUUUUUGAGUUCGAUUAUGUAAGCAUGAGAAAAAUGAGUAAGAAAAAGUUUCUUGGUUAAUGAUAUUUACUUAAAAUCAGUGCGUAUAUUCAUUUGAGUACUUUUUUGUGAUUUAUUUGAGUACUUUGUAUUUGUACAAAACUUUCAAACACACCAAAUGCUACACCCUGAUGUUUAAAUUUUCGGUAAAUUUUCGAAGCCUACAAUCUUUAAUGUUGUUUUAAAAUUUUCAAACACAUUCUACGUUUGUAUUAAUGUAUAUUAAACUCUCUUUCAGAGUACAUGGGCCCCGUUUUAAUUUUUUAUUAAUUAAUUUAGUAAAACUUCAUAAUACUCCCUAAAUUUGUGGAUUAACCACUAUAAAAUCGCUAUUCUCUGGAGAAACGGAAACAACAAAGGUUCCAAAUC
Molecule: messenger RNA, 1100 nt
Organism: Brassica rapa (field mustard)
Lineage: Eukaryota; Viridiplantae; Streptophyta; Magnoliopsida; Brassicales; Brassicaceae
Product: transcription factor bHLH167-like
Biological process (GO): regulation of transcription by RNA polymerase II
Cellular component (GO): RNA polymerase II transcription regulator complex
Molecular function (GO): protein dimerization activity; DNA-binding transcription factor activity, RNA polymerase II-specific; RNA polymerase II transcription regulatory region sequence-specific DNA binding
Source: RefSeq, a predicted model, not a curated record